This is a messenger RNA of Arachis ipaensis, 1376 nucleotides long. NCBI's taxonomy places the organism in Eukaryota, Viridiplantae, Streptophyta, Magnoliopsida, Fabales, Fabaceae. The record is from RefSeq and is a predicted model, not a curated record.
AAAAAAAUCCCUAGUUGAGGCACUAACCGAACCCACUAGCCCCCCAUACAUCAGAGAAGAGAGACAUUGCCCUAGGCCCUAGCAGCCUCUCACCCCCACCUUCUCCAUCGCCGAACAAGUCUCUGUCGGCCAGAGGGUGCCAUUGCUGCUGGCGUUGCCACAGAACCCUCAAGUCGCCGCUGGACUAGCCUCCCACUUCUCCCGUCGACGUCGCUCAUCGCUCACCUUCACAAAACGCACGCCCACGUACGUUCUCUUCUUGCCGGCGCGCCUCAGCUCCGUCGCGGUCCUCUUCCCGGCGUUGCUCACGUUCGUUCUCUCCUCGACAUCUCUUUCUGUUCAAGCUAGCUCUCUCUCUCCGAUUUCACUCUAUCUCACCGAGGAGUUCGCACACUCCGUACUUCUUGUUAGAGCAUCUCAACCACCGUCCGCCACCACCGUGCCCCUCUCUCUGCUCUUUGUAACACUUGGUGUCUAAUGCAGUGGAACAAAGGUGAAUAUGGAAUGCGUGGUUCAGGGUAUUAUAGAGACACAGCAUGUUGAGGCCCUUGAGAUUCUUCUUCAAGGGCUAUGUGGCGUCCAAAGAGAGCGAUUAAGGAUUCAUGAAAUUUGCCUCAAGAGUGGUCCAAAUCUUGGCCCUGUAGCAUCUGAGGUUCGACUUUUAUGUGAUCUUGAGCAGGCUGAACCAUCAUGGACUGUAAGACAUAUUGGGGGUGCAAUGAGGGGUGCCGGUGCUGAACAAAUUUCAGUUCUGGUUAGGACAAUGGUUGAAAGCAAAGCAAGCAAGAAUGUGCUUCGUAUGUUUUAUUUACUUGGGUACAAGUUAGACCAUGAACUGCUUAGAGUGGGAUUUUCUUUCCAUUUUAACAGGGGUGCACAAAUCACUGUAACGGUGUCAUCAAUCAAUAAAAUGCUAAAGGUGCAUGCAACGGACGAGGCUGUACCGGUAACGCCUGGUAUACAGUUGGUUGAAGUAACUGCACCUGCAACUGGUGAAACCUAUGCUGAAGUUGCUUCUGCAGUUUCAUCCUUUUGUGAAUAUCUUGCACCGCUUUUGCAUCUGUCAAAACCAGGCAUUUCAACUGGAGUUGUUCCUACGGCUGCUGCAGCUGCAGCAUCCCUUAUGUCUGACGGUGGUGGUACAACUUUGUAGUGUGCUUGUAAUGUAUAGAUACAAAAUUCUUGUACGCUAUUAAACUUUCAUGUUACACAUGAUUAAUUGUUAAUUGAAACAAGGAAUGGAACUCCAUUGACACAAGUUGCUUUGGAGUGGCAUAAGUUUUAUAACGGAAAAGAAGAGAAAUGUGUGAAAACUGUUAUUGCUCAUCAACUUCCAAACUUAGAGUGCAUUUUUUAAUAAUAUUUGUUUGGGUAAA